Molecule: messenger RNA, 420 nt
Organism: Leptosia nina
Lineage: Eukaryota; Metazoa; Arthropoda; Insecta; Lepidoptera; Pieridae
Source: the annotation of a GenBank genome assembly
AUGAAGGUUUUCAUCUUACUCGUCGUGCUUGGCGUUGCCUUCGCCGAAAAGAUCAACUACUACAGGACAGCUGAUAAUCACUACGAUAUGCAAAGUGUAGUUGAUAACCCCAAAAAGCUGCAGGACUUUGUCGACUGCUUCUUAGACAGGAAACCUUGCGAUCCUGUUCCAGCAAGUUAUAGGAAGAUAAUUCCAGAGACGAUAGAGACAGCCUGCUACAGAUGCAACGCAGAUGUGAAACAUCUAGCCAAUGUUUUCAUGCUCGGUCUAAAGAAGAAUAACCCGACUGAAUAUGUCAACUUUGUCAACCGUUAUGAUCCUGAAGGCAAAUACAUCGAAAAAUUUAUGGAAAGCGUUAAGGGCUUAAAAAAUUGCUAUAAUAAAAAACUAAUGAUGCAUUGUGUUUACUUAAACCUUUAA